AUGUCGGGAGACAAUAAGAAGAGAAAGAAAAUACAACAAACGCAUACGCAGAAGCGGCAGGGGCGGCGUUCAUACAAGGAGGACCUUGAGAUUGCUCAGUUGGAGCAACAAAUCAAGGAUGGCGCGCCGCCGCGAGGUUCUAACCCCUUGGCGGCGCCUGAGCGGCAGGAUGCCGGCGCAUCGACAUCUUAUGCCGGCGCACGGACAUUCGACGACCUGCCUAUGUCACAGUACACAAAGGACGGCCUGAAAAAAGCAAAAUACGUCACGCUUACAGCGAUUCAGCGCGCUGCGCUGCCGCAUGCGUUGUGCGGUCGCGACAUCCUUGGUGCUGCCAAGACGGGCUCGGGUAAAACGUUAGCCUUCCUCAUCCCGUUAGUUGAGAAGCUGUAUCGGCUCAAGUGGACCAGGCUUGACGGACUCGGCGCUCUGGUGCUGACCCCCACUCGAGAGCUGGCGGUGCAGAUUUUCGAGCAGCUGCAGAAGGUGGGCCACUUCCACGACCUGUCUGCGGGUUUGUUGAUUGGCGGCAAGAACGUGCAGGAGGAGGUGCUGAGAGUGUCGGCCAUGAACAUCCUCGUGUGCACCCCCGGUCGCCUGUUACAGCACAUGGACGAGACGCCGGGUUUCGACACGUCAUCUCUGCAGUUGCUUGUAUUGGACGAGGCUGAUCGAAUUCUCGAUAUGGGUUUCGCGGCCACAAUGGAUGCCAUCGUGGCCAACUUGCCCCGGGAGAGGCAAACCAUGCUGUUCAGCGCCACGCAGACAAAGUCCGUUCGCGACCUGGCGCGUCUAAGCCUCACACAGCCCGAGUAUCUUGCGGUACAUGCGGAAGCGGCCGCACCGACGCCGGUGAAGCUGCAGCAGGCCUACAUGGUGGUGGAGUUGGGUCAAAAGAUGGACGUCUUGUGGUCCUUCAUCAAGUCGCAUCUGAAAGCCAAAACCAUCGUGUUUCUGUCCACUUGCAAACAGGUGCGGUUCGUGUUCGAGGCGUUCCGCAAGCUGCGUCCCGGCGUCCCCCUCCGCUGCCUCCACGGGGGCAUGAAGCAACCCAAGCGCACCGGCGUGUUUUACGAGUUCUGCAACGCGCAGGCCAUGGUUCUCAUCGCCACGGACAUCGCCGCCCGGGGGUUGGACUUCCCCACCGUGGACUGGGUCGUACAGGCUGACUGUCCGGAGGACGCCGCCACGUACAUACACCGUGUGGGUCGUACAGCCCGCUACCUCUCCUCGGGGCGGGCGCUACUGCUGCUACUGCCCUCAGAGCGAGAUGCCAUGCUGGCCGCCCUCACCGAGGCCAAGGUUCCGCUGACCCAGAUCAAGCCCAACCCCGCCAAGCAGCAGUCAGUCAGUCCCGCACUGCAGGCGCUGCUGUCCAAGGACCAGGAACUCAAGGAUUUCGCCCAGAAGGCUCUGGUGUCGUACCUUCGCUCCGUCUUCCUGCAACCGCGCAAGGACGUGUUCAACGUGUCGGCGCUGCCCGCGGGUGAUCUGGCGGCCUCCCUGGGCCUUGCAUCCGUACCCCGCUUGCGGUUCUUGAGGCGAGGACGGAAGGGGGGGGAGGAGGUGGUGGAGGUGGCGGGUAAGGAGGCGCUGCAGGAGGAGGAGGAGGAGGAGGAGGAGGAGGAAGUGGAAGACGGCAAGGAGGAGGAGGAGGACGCGGGGGGUGGACGCAGCGAGAAGAAGCGGCGACGAUUGAACGACUCCCCGGCGGCGGCUGGUGGCUUUAGGGGUGUUGACGGGGGUGGCAAAGUGGAGGAGGAGGAGGAGGAGGACGACUUCCUGGUGGUGAAGAAACGCGAUGUGUUUUCUGAGCCACUAGGUGUACGGCAGAAAGGCGAAGGUGAGGGAGAAGGUUAUGCGGUAAAGAGUUAA
Molecule: messenger RNA, 1875 nt
Organism: Volvox carteri f. nagariensis
Lineage: Eukaryota; Viridiplantae; Chlorophyta; Chlorophyceae; Chlamydomonadales; Volvocaceae
Exons: 11
Coding region: 1-1875 (624 amino acids)
Biological process (GO): rRNA processing
Cellular component (GO): nucleus
Molecular function (GO): ATP binding; RNA helicase activity; nucleic acid binding
Source: RefSeq, a predicted model, not a curated record